Perca fluviatilis (European perch) is the source of this 7550-nucleotide messenger RNA. RefSeq names its product neurotrophic tyrosine kinase, receptor, type 2a (gene ntrk2a). Gene Ontology annotation, molecular function: ATP binding; brain-derived neurotrophic factor receptor activity; brain-derived neurotrophic factor binding. The transcript is spliced from 21 exons. Gene Ontology annotation, biological process: positive regulation of kinase activity; cell surface receptor protein tyrosine kinase signaling pathway; multicellular organism development. Lineage: Eukaryota; Metazoa; Chordata; Actinopteri; Perciformes; Percidae. The coding region runs from base 399 to 2855 and encodes 818 amino acids. Gene Ontology annotation, cellular component: axon; signaling receptor complex; plasma membrane. The record is from RefSeq and is a predicted model, not a curated record.
CCGGUCGGUGCGUGUCAGCUGAGCCUCUGAGAGAGAGAGAGAGAGAGAGAGAGAGAGAGAGAGAGAGAGAGAGAGAGAGAGAGAGAGAGAGAGAGAGAGAGAGCGAGAUCCUCCUUGGCACACAGUCGUCAGUGUGGCAGUGUGAUUUUGACUGACUGACGGGGGAUUCUGGAGGAAACACACAGUAAAGGGACGACACACACUCCGGUUUGAUUUUUUUUUCUGUCAUCGUUGUCACGGCAGAUGGUUUUCUAGCUGUGCCGCCUGUAUUUACCUCAGCAUCGGAUUUUGCUUUAUUUCUCCUGUCCUUGAUUGGCUGAACCCGGGCUGAACCCAGCCAACCUGGGCCGGGCUGUGGGGCUGUUCAGCGAGCCAUAUAGCUGAAGUUGGCACCCGAGAUGAGCGCCUGGAGACCCGGGAGCGGGGCUCUCUCUUCACCAGGGACAGGGUCUUGGUCGUGGCGGUGCUGGUGGUGGUGGGUUGUGGUAAUCGGGGUGUCAGUGGGCUCUGGAGAUCCGUGGAUGUCCGCGGAGGCAUGCCCGUCGUUUUGUUCUUGCAGCAGCACCAGGAUCUCCUGCGUGGACCCGGAGAGGGGUAUCAAUGCUUUCCCCGUCCUGCAGAGCGAGGCGGAGAUGGAGAACAUCACCGAAAUUUACAUUGCCAACCAGGGCAGCUUCUCCUCCAUCAACGACAAAGACCUGCACUACUACAAGAAUCUCAGGAACCUAACGGUGACCAACAGCAGGCUAACAUACGUUUCGAAGCUGGCCUUUCAAAACAAUAUCAAGAUACAGUACCUGAAUCUGAAAGAUAACAACCUGUCAUCGCUGUCCUGGAGGAUAUUCAAACACCUUAACAUCUCUUAUCUGAUCCUGACAGGGAAUCCUCUGCACUGCUCCUGUGAGAACAUGUGGAUCAAGCUGUUGUUAGGAGAGGAAGCAGACACUCAGGAGCUGCGCUGCAUUGAGGACGGAGGAGGACGCAAGCUGCUGUCCAGACUGACACUACCUAACUGUGAGGUUCCCAUGGCAACGUUGAGCCCUUCCAAAGUGAGACUAAUGGAGGGGAAGAACAUGGACCUGUCCUGUACGACCUCUGGGGUGCCCUCACCUGAGCUGAUAUGGAACAUGGUGUUGGUCUCCAACUAUGAGAUUGAGACAUCGGGCCAGAUUUCGUGGCUUCGACUGUCCAACCUGUCGUCGCUGGACCACAACAGCAAGAUCAGCUGCACAGCUGAGAACAUUGUUGGAGAGAAAGAGUCCUCGCUGCUGCUGGAUAUACUCUUUCCACCCAAAAUCACUAAACUGAGUGAUGCAAUCCCUGACCAUCACUGGUGCAUCCCCUUCAGCGUGGCAGGAAACCCGACGCCGCACCUACAAUGGUUUCUGGAUGGUGAAGCGGUGACUGAGGGGAUCUACAUCAUGACCAUGAUCCAUGACGUCACAGAGAGAGAGUACCAUGGCUGCCUGCAGCUAGACAGCCCCACACACCUUAACAAUGGGCGCUACACGCUAUUGGCUGAAAACGAAUACGGAACAGACCAAAAGGACGUGGAGGCUCACUUCAUGCGCAAGCCCUGGGAUGGAACGGAGAAAGAGCCUUACUAUUAUGUUGCUGAGGAUCUAACCCCAGAGGGCCCCACUGUAGACCCUCCUGAAGACAGAGUCGCUGUGUACGUGGUGGUGGGCAUUGCUGCUGUCGCCUUCACUGGUUUCCUUCUAAUGUUGGUUAUUCUCAAGUUUGGAGGAAACUCCAAGUUUGGCAUCAAAGGACCAUCUUCGGUGAUCAGUAACGAUGAUGACUCGGCCUCUCCUCUUCACCACGUCUCCAAUGGCAGCAACACUCCUUCAUCCUCAGAGAUGGGCCCUGACGCGGUAAUCAUUGGCAUGACCAAGAUCCCAGUGAUAGAAAACCCUCAGUACUUCAGGAGCACAAACAGCCUGCUCAAAACUGACACAUUCGUCCAGCAUAUCAAGAGACACAACAUUGUGUUGAAGAGAGAGCUGGGAGAAGGAGCCUUCGGAAAAGUCUUCCUGGCUGAGUGUUACAACCUGUCACCUGACCACGAGAAGAUACUGGUGGCUGUCAAGACACUUAAAGAGGCCAGUGAAAAUGCCAGGAAGGAUUUCCACCGUGAGGCUGAGCUGCUGACCAACCUUCAACAUUUACACAUUGUCACUUUCUAUGGAGUCUGUGUGGAGAGCGACCCUCUCAUCAUGGUAUUUGAGUACAUGAAACAUGGAGACCUCAACAAGUUCCUCAGGGCUCACGGUCCAGAUGCAGUUCUGAUGGCAGAGGGUCAGACCACCAGACCUGUCGAGCUGACCCAGUCUCAGAUGCUGCACAUCGCCCAGCAGAUAGCAUCUGGCAUGGUCUACCUGGCAUCACAGCACUUUGUGCACCGCGACCUGGCCACCAGGAACUGCCUGGUGGGCGAGAACCUGCUGGUAAAGAUUGGAGACUUUGGCAUGUCGAGAGACGUCUACAGCACUGACUACUACAGGGUAGGUGUCGGAGGUCACACCAUGUUACCAAUCCGUUGGAUGCCCCCUGAAAGCAUCAUGUACAGAAAGUUCACCACAGAAAGUGAUGUUUGGAGUCUCGGUGUUGUUCUCUGGGAGAUCUUCACAUAUGGAAAACAGCCUUGGUACCAGCUCUCCAAUAAUGAGGUGAUAGAGUGUAUAACCCAGGGCAGGGUGCUGCAGCGCCCCAGGACCUGUCCAAAAGAAGUAUAUGACCUGAUGCUGGGCUGCUGGCAGCGAGAGCCGCACAUGAGACUCAACAUCAAAGAAAUCCACUGUCUGCUCCUCAAUCUGGCCAAAGCCUCACCUGUAUACCUGGAUAUACUGGGCUGAACACAGGAUGAGGCCCGAGGAUGUGUGUGUGUUUGGGUGGAGAUGAUUACUGUACCUUAGUGUGUAUGUGCAUUUGAGGUUGCGCAUGUGUGUGUGUGUGUGUGUGUGUGUGUGUGUGUGUGUGUGUGUGUGUGUGUGUGUGUGUGUGUGUGUGUGUGUGUGUGUGUGUGUGUGUGUGUGUGUGUGUGUGCGUGCUAGGGUGCACACGGUGACACCUGUGAAAUAAAUGAAGUGUGGUCGUGCUGUACAGGAUGUGAAGCUAUUAUCAAACUCUUAAAAGGCAAUCAAAAUAUUCCUCAACUUAUCCCCAACUGCGUCUUUCCUCCCUGCCAAUUUCCUCUCCUUUGUGCAUCUCUACUCCUUCCCUCUUUCCUUCCCGGAAAGACAUUUGCUAAGAGUAAUUUAACUUUUGGGGGAAAAAAAGCUUCUCACUUCUUUUCAAAUGCUUCAAACUGACUCGGGGCUAAAUUGAUGAAAACCGGAUUAACAGGACUUUAAAAUUUAUAAAUUGAAUGACUCAUCCCUCGCUGACUGUCGGACAACAGGACUUGUUUGAACAUCCGGAAAUUUCAAGGAGGCGCAGCGUUGGGAGGAUUUCCGGAAGCUUCUAUCCUUUUGCGUGUAAAUAUGAGACUGUACGACGGUAAGACAUUUCAGAGGAAAUGGCUCUGUGCUAUGUCGAGCCAUAAAGACACUGUGUUUUCCCCUCUCACCCUGUCUGUGUGUCUGUAUGUUCCUCAGAACUGUACAUGAGUGUUAAUGUCAGUAUUCAUCCAACAUGGCCAGAGGAAAUGACUGAUGAUUAACACACUGGUACACAUACAGUAUAUUGACUGGAACAGAAAAAUAACCUGGAAAAGUAAACACAAAAUCUGGUUUUCUGCCUGUCCGAUGAAAUUAAGAGGAGAGAUGACAAAGAUUAUUUUGGGUUGGCCAAUUUCACUUAAAAAAAACGAUCACUAACAAUACAGUGCCUACUAAAGCUGAACUGAACUGCUGUGGGGGGAAAUGGCAAAUGGAUUCUAGUAUACUGUAAUUGUGAAUUCUAGAAGUGUAAAAAAAAAAAAAAAAGGUUGAUUUAUCUGGCACUGAUCUAUAAUCUCUCCUCAUGCAACAGUCUGAUAUACAUGAUUAUGAGGAUAUAGGAACUCACAUCCGCAUACUGUUUUCUGUUACAUAUUUACUUUGCUCAGGCCUGGACUGCACUGUCAUACAGCACACGGUAACAUGAUGAUGACUACAUUUUAUUUUUUUUCCCCCGAAGUGACAGAUGCUUCACUUGUGAUGUCAAGCGCUCGGUCGGAGGUCAAUUGAUUAAUUUGUCUGCAGCUGUCUGACAAUCGUGAGGUCUUGGUGUUGAGGGGAUGGGGGGGGGGUGUAAAAGUUGCUAAGGGAGGCUGGGUUCUGAGUGGUCAGAUCACGGUCAGAUGUGUGGGCGACGGCGCUGUAGAAGGUGUGGUUCAAUUGGUCAACCCAUAUUAAAUCAUCAAGGCUCUCAGCACUUAGACAUCCUUAAAAACCACAUCUGUGCUAGAGAGUGUAACCUACCACAGUGUAACACACACACACACACACACACACACACACACACACACACACACACACACACACACACACACACACACACACACAAAAAACGGGAAGGAAAUUGAAUUGUGCAUGUUUUAUUAUUUGAGCGGUGCAGUGCUUUAGCCAGGCCCCGUCCACUGUAAUGGUGUAAUGUAUAUUUCAUUACAGCCUAAUGGGCUCCAUUAGCACAGUCUCCUCACAGACAUUCAAGACUUAUUGUUUUAUGGCUGAGAAGGAAAGAUGGAGGGAUGGAGAGGAGAGGUAAAGGAGAAGAAAACAUAGAGAGAGGUGGGGGGAGGGGGGACUGGAAUGAGGAGCAAUGGAGAGGAGAAAUAAGAGGAGAGGUAAUAAUGCAUAGUGGGAAAGAAAUGGAGAGGAAAAUUUAGAACGGAAGCAAUGGAGUAGAAAAGAGAAGAGGAUGAGGAGUUAAAAAGGUAUGAAUGGGUCCUGUAGAGAAAGAUGAAGGAGAAAGAGAAGAUAGUGGAGUAAAAAAGGAAGGGAGAGGGGGGAAUGAGAGGAGGUGUGAAUGUCCUCAGGGAGAAAGUGAAAGUGAACAUCCAUCAUUACUGUGGCCUGCAGGUGUCCUGUAAAGCCACAACUUUUACUUUACCCAUCACAUUCCUCCGGCUGGCCUCAAACCACAUGCACACGCAAACACACUUCACACACAUUUUACUGGCAAUCCCCCAACAGCUUACACUGAAAAUGAACUCUAAUGCACCAGACAUCCCCAUUAUUGAGAACCACUUCACUCACUUACAGUACAGCUCACAUACUGUAUCUGGUCAAAAUGCUUACAGACACCUCUGUAUAUACAACGGCUCACAUGCAUGCAAGGAAACACAUUUAAUGUUUGUUUUUGCAUUUUACUGGGGCAUAUUUUACUCUUUAAAGACAAGAAUCACAAUCACUGAGGUUUCACUAACAGCCAUUUGAAUGAGCUGUAAAACAUCAAUCAAUCUGGAAUUCUAAGUCUUUUUGUUCAUUAAUAGCAGCACUUGAUAGUAAUGAUGUUUGUGAACUUGAAAAUGUUGAUUUGAUUGAUUUAUAGUAUAAUUUAUAAAUUAAGGAGCCUUUUGUACAUUUCUUUCUAUAUCUAAGGUUGCCUUUUGCAACAACAAAGUGAAAAUUGAUAACUGGUUUAAUUAACUAUGUUUUAGCUAUUGUGUAAGAUAAUCUUGAGUGUAUAUGUAUUGUUAUGUCAGGCUCCCCCUUAACAGCUGCCUAGCCUGUCCUCAUGUUCAGCAUACUCCACAACAGGGAUGGAUGUUUCACCUGUCUGCCACAGUUGUAGAUUUAUUUGGACACUUUGCAAAAUUACUGUCACCUGUCAGAGCAUGAGUGUGAGGGGUUAAUGGCUGCAGCCUUGACAAGGCAGGCUAACAAGGUCCUCAAAAUCCAUCCCUGCUGUAUAGUCAAGUAGAGUUUGCACUGAGUUAGCACACUCGAAACAAUAAAAAAAAAAAACUUGCCACACAAUAACGCUGCGCAAUAACAGAGGGCAGGGUGUGUGAGGGCCUGUGCAAGAAACAAACAGGGUGCAUAUAAACGCCUACGAUGUCAAAAGAGUGGAGUACGUCAACGCAACAUCUCAGCUGGCUGCACUGUGUACCUGAUGUGUUUCCUUUUUGUUUUUAAAGAAUGAACUGUGUCAAGUUGAACAAUGGUGAUGUUUUUUGACAGUUAUAGGAAGAGGCUGUGAGAGAGGGGUUUGUUACGAUGAGGACUUGUCAGCACAACGCAGGUGCGCUCUGUAAACCUUUACAUGUAACUCCAGCUAAAGAUCAGCUGUCUUUGCAUCAAUGCCUCAGAUCAAAGAUAUUGGUCAAACAAAGAGAAAAAAACAACUGCUUUGAAUGGACACCUCAGAAAAGGAGGGACUGACAAUCACAGACUUCUCUCUUUCUCCCUCUUCUUCAAGUGACCUACUGUAAAAUAGACUACUCAACCAACUUUCCUCUUCUAUGCUGCCUAUACUGUACGUGAUAGUCUUAAAACUUGGUCUCUAGAAGUGCUACUUUUUUUUGUAAAAUGAAAUAACAGCGAGAGGAAUGAACAAAAUACAUGUACAAAUGUGAAUAAGCUGCUGAAAGAAAUAAGCGUCGCUAACUGCUGUGUCCGAGACUGUGUCAGUAUGUAGAUUGUGAUAUUUUCUUCUUUUUGUCUUAGAAGUGGAGGGCAGAGAAAUUGGGUAGAUGCGUGGGACUCUCAAAUACACAAAAUGACAUACAGCUGCCUCUAGAUUUGUUUGCUCAUUCUCCCGGUCGUGUGUGUGCGUGCAUGUGUGUGUGUGGAGAAGACUGAUUAAUGCCAGAGUGAGUAAGGAGGGGUCCGUAGGCCGGGUUCAGACUCCAGCCGAAUCCUAGUUCAAAUGCAAUGAGAUUCAACGAAGGAAUCAGGAAUUGGCUUGUUGUUGCUGUUCACCAAUUCAUGAUAAAUGACUUUGCCCAGUCUUGUAGGACUGAAGUUGGGUUUAUGGCAGCUAAGAUUUAUGGAAUCACUCUAUUGCUUUAGUUAUGACUAAAAUGUUCUCUCUCUCUCUCUCUCUCUCUCUCUCUCUCUCUCUCUCUCUCCUCGAAUGUAAUACCACAAAAACUGCUUAACUACUGCAAAAAAGAAAAAUGAAACUGUGAUUUACUAUAUGCAGUAUCUCUGUUUUUCAGUAUUUUUUCUGUUCUGUGCCAUUUUUCUUUGUGUUAAGAAGGUUUCGCCGCUGCCACCGUGGUAGCAAAAAAAAGGAGGAUGUUGGAUGUUUUGUGGAUGCUUAAGUUAAAAUGUUUUUUUUCAAUGCCUAGAAAUUAUCCUCAAAAUGUAAGAAACAUCUUUAUUGCAAAGCACACAAGGUAAUUAAAUGCUUAAAAUGUUCAGCAGCCAAUGUCUGUCUUUGCAAUCAGGUUGUUGGGUAUAAAGCAAAGGUUUCAAUGCCAUCCAUUUGUGCUCUGCGGGUGAACACACACACACACACAGAAACACACACCAGAGAGAACUGUACAGUCAUACAGUUGCGUGAUGGAAAUGAUCGCAGUGAGUCAUGAUGGUAAUGAUGAUGAUCAUAUGAUUUCUCUCUGAAGGUGGCGCAGUCUGUCGUGAUACAAUGUAAUUAAUAAAGUGUUAUGUCACAUCAAA